AUGCGGUUGGCAAGUGACUCCGAUGAAGACGAUUUGGUAACGCCAGCUCAGAAGAGACGCAAGGUUUCCAAUGCCUUACCGGUUGUUCAAACGCCUACAUCAAUGCCAUCGCGACGAUCUACGCGGUUGCAUCAGGGCUCGUCCUCUCCACUGAGAUCAAGGACAUUGAUCGCGGAUGAAGACGUAUCCGACGAACUGCAAAGCUCACCACCGAGAAGGAGCUCCGGUAGGCUGCGACGGGGAUUGUCAGCCCGCACGGCACGCACCACCAUUUCAGAGUCUUCCCACGGACACGCCUCGCCUCCCGUCCUCUCUUCCGCCAAUAGACAGCCGACAUUGUCCGAUAUUGGAUCGCCAGAAUCAAGUGACGACGAUGUGGUCAUGGUAACGAAACCUGCCCCCCGGAGGAAAUCAAGAGUAGACAUGGACGAUCCUUUUGUCGUUAACGACGACCAAUUGACGGCUUCUGCAGACGAGGAGCAUCCCAGGACGAAAACACCGAAGAAAGGCAAGCCUAGAGGUGAUGUUUUUGUCGUGAGCGAUGAUGAGGUUGAAUAUGUCUCUUCUGAAGAUGAAAGCGAGGACGACGGCGUGCAUCCCGCUGUCAGAUCCCGUCCGCAUUCAUCAAUGCCCAAAUCUUCAUCUAAACGCCGCAGGCGGACCCGACAGGAGCAGGACGAGCUUGACGAAGAUCUCCAGGAUCUGCAAGACUCAGGCCAGCAGAUCCCGCACACCGAAGCGCGCCGGACGAGAGGCGGCCCGGUGACUACUGAGAGAGACAAAACAAGGGAGCACUUUGACCUUCUGAAACGAAGACGAGCGGGCGCGAAGAUUACUCGCAUUGCUGACUCAGAUGACGACGAAAGCGAUGAAACUGCGGAGGCUGCUGACAUCGAUUUGAUCGGCGAGCCACAUGAUGACCUGGCCGAUGAGCAGUCGGACACAAGUGUAAUAGACUUGGACGUACACGACCGAGAAGUGGAGCACGACGUGGACGAAGACGAUUUCAUUGAAUACGAUAACGAAGGCAGGCAUGGUCGACCACAUCAGGACAUCCCUCUGCAGUUCACUUCUUUCGCGUCUAAGAAGCCAAAGGAAUUGUUCAUUCACAUAAUCGAGUGGAUGGUGAAGAACAAAAUUGCGCCGGCGUUCAACCGGGAAGACCCUGUCUACAACUUGGCUUUUAGUCGAGUAGAUGACCAAGUGCGGGCCCAAGCAGGAAGCAGAUUGAUCUCUUCUGCGUGGGGAAACGAGUUCAAGCACACGAUCUUGGCCAGGCCGUACAUGAGGGUAGUAGCACUCCCAGGCGAAGACGAAGACCACAUGCGCACGUGUGAUGCUUGCAAUCGGACGAACAACCCGGCUCGGUACGAAUUUGUCUUCAGUGGCGAGCCCUACUACAGGAAGACAUUGGAACCUGUCGAUGACUCGGAUGAUGAAGAGGGUGAGAAGGAGGAAGAGGACGAGGCAAGAGCUGACAAGAAUGAUAAUAUUACUUAUGACGAUGCGGGUCAUUCGAUCGCCUCGUCGAACACACGCUUCUUCCUCGGUCGUUUUUGCGCUGCCAACGCCGAGAUGGGCCACAAGUUAACGCAUUGGAAAUAUCACCUGAACGAGUCUCUCAUGGCGUAUCUGGAAUCGCAAGGCGUGUUGUCCGCGGAGGCGAUCGUCGCUCGCGAGAAAAUGAACAAGAAGAAGCGUGAAAAAGAAGCGGAGAACAUUGUGGACAGCAUGGAAGAGACAGGCGUUAUUGAUACCUUCUGGAAAGAGUUUGAGAACGAUCUCAACGAUGCAAGGUUGGGUAUGGAGGACUUUGAAAAGAGAGGCGGCCGAACGAAGGGGAGGGCGGGCGCCAUUCGAGCGAAGAGUGGCAGGUUAGUGAGGGAAUGGGACAAGGAUAGAGUGAAAGUGGCAGUGGCGCUGGACUCUGAUUCAGAGGGUGAGUGA
Molecule: messenger RNA, 1947 nt
Organism: Cladophialophora yegresii CBS 114405
Lineage: Eukaryota; Fungi; Ascomycota; Eurotiomycetes; Chaetothyriales; Herpotrichiellaceae
Exons: 1
Coding region: 1-1947 (648 amino acids)
Cellular component (GO): nucleus
Source: RefSeq, a predicted model, not a curated record